ACAACAACUUAUUACACAAUAAUAAGUUGUUUAACAAUUAUCAAUCGCUACAAUUAGUUUUUCUUGAUUCGAUAAUAUUAAUGGAUCCUAAUAUGUCCAUUUCAACACUUUCUGAGGCACAUCCUGAGACUAUGGACUUUCUUUCUAACUCUUGGUGCAACUUUGCGGUUCAAUCCUUACAACCCGAGUUUUCGGAUGGUGGAUCAUCCAUGCUUGUUCGAGAUAACACCAUGAACUCAUUUGAUUUGAAGAUGGAAAAUGGUAGUCCAAAGAUGGAUGAAGAUUAUAUGAAGUCGGCUCCUCCAUGGAAAUCAAAUGAUCUUAAGUCUUGGAUAUGGAUGCAACAAGCAAUGCACCCCGAAUUAAACUACAGUGGCGGCUUUAGGAAGAAAUGGUUUGAAUGGAAGAUGCCAUUUGGAAAUGCAUCAAUAAAGAAAUGGGUAAAGGAGAUGAAGGAAAAAAGGAAAGAAGGAAAGAGGCUUCAAAGAGCAGAAGUGCAUGCAGCCUUAUCAAUAGCUGGGCUUGCAACUGCACUCGCGGCUAUAGCCGAGGAGUCCUCUAAAGGACAGCUUGAGUAUGAGUCUUGUCCAGCCAGGAGAGCGGCUUUGGCUUCAGCCGCAGCUGUUGUGGCUUCACAAUGUGCACAAGUAGCUGAAUCAAUUGGAGCCAAAAAGGAUCAGCUUAGCUCUAUCAUCGGCUCAGCCAUGAAUGGAACCACCACUAAUGAUAUUUUCACCCUCACUGCUGCCGCUACUACAUCAUUAAGAGGAGCAGCAACACUGAAAGCAAGAUCAGGAUACAAAAGUAGAUUGAAUGGUGAACCAGUUCUGCCAAUUGAUGUGGAUAAUUGCAAGCUUGAUGAUGAUCUUGAUUUUGUCAAAUCCAGAACUACUUUGUCCAAGGGCGCUGAGCUCACUAUCGAGACUGCUAAUGGAAAGUGCAUGGUGAGGAUUGUCUCUGUACAUCUAAACAACGAGGCAAAGGUUAUUAUGAGGAUAAUGAAGCGCAAUUUUCUGAACGUGGUCACAAACAAGAAGGAUUGUGUAGUUCUUGAUCUGCAUGCUGAGCUUUACAAGGAUGAAGGAGGAGAAGAAUUCGAUACAUGUUAUCAAGUUGUUUUAACAACGACAAGGGGGCCAAUCAAGAUAGACAUGGCUGAUGAUUACCAACGAUACAAGAUGUGGGCGACAACCAUCAGUCGAAUGUUGAAGAUGCCUUCAACACUUGCAAAAUAUCAACUUCAGUUCUGCAAGUACUGAGCAUGACCAGAACUGAAGGUUCUUCAUAUUACUCAAAUUCGUUUUAAUAAUGUAUUCCAGUCUGUAGUCUGUGAUAUGUUUCUGUAUAAUUUUUAUGUAUUCCAGUCUGUAGUCUGUAAUAUGCUUCUGUAUAAUUUUUAUGUACUUUUAUCUGUAGUUUUGUAUUUUGCUUCUGUUAAUUAUCACAUAUCCUAUAUAGGAGGGUUCUACCAGGAACAAUUUCCCUUGUAUUAUUUUCACUACAUCCUCUAUUAUAUACAGUAUAUCAAGACUAUCAGUCAUGUUAGUCGAACUCUGUAACUAUUAUCUAGCACAUUUAC
Messenger RNA from Spinacia oleracea (spinach), 1579 nucleotides. Its product is annotated as VAN3-binding protein. The transcript has 8 exons. Lineage: Eukaryota; Viridiplantae; Streptophyta; Magnoliopsida; Caryophyllales; Amaranthaceae. The record is from RefSeq and is a predicted model, not a curated record. The coding region runs from base 81 to 1259 and encodes 392 amino acids.